Aspergillus ochraceoroseus IBT 24754 is the source of this 3225-nucleotide messenger RNA. RefSeq lists its product as uncharacterized. Gene Ontology annotation, biological process: DNA-templated transcription; regulation of transcription by RNA polymerase II. The transcript is spliced from 6 exons. NCBI's taxonomy places the organism in Eukaryota, Fungi, Ascomycota, Eurotiomycetes, Eurotiales, Aspergillaceae. Gene Ontology annotation, cellular component: chromatin. The record is from RefSeq and is a predicted model, not a curated record. The coding region runs from base 339 to 2915 and encodes 858 amino acids. Gene Ontology annotation, molecular function: zinc ion binding; DNA-binding transcription factor activity, RNA polymerase II-specific; RNA polymerase II cis-regulatory region sequence-specific DNA binding.
CUUGAAUGUUAUCAUAUCGUAUGUGGGGGUUUUAAUUCAGUCCCCUGAGCGUGGCGUCGGCGAUUUCUUGCCAUUAUUACAUUCAUGAUUAUUCACUACUUUUACUUGGGCUGUUGGGGUCUCUUUUUCUUUCCCCUCGUCUCUUCUUCCUCCAAAUCAUCUCCAGUGCUUCUCCAGUUUUAAUCCAUCUCACUCGCAUUAUAAUAUUAUUAUUAUUAAAUAAUAAUAGUAGUACUAUUAUUAAUUCUUUGAGACUUGACUCCAAAGUGGAGCGAUCGAUCUUCCACAUCUCUUGUUCUCACGUCUCCAUAACUGUUCACGUCUCCAGCAACGCCUUGAUGCUGUCUCAGUCACCACCACAGCCAACGGCUUCAAGCUCCCGACGCUUAAGCGUUGGAGCAAAGAGCAGAAUAUGUAUCCAUUGCGGACGCAGCUUUAGGCGCACAGAACACUUGGAGCGUCAUAUCCGCACUCACACAAAGGAAAAGCCAUAUACCUGCUUCUGCGGGGCGGCCUUUUCCCGACGUGAUCUCCUCAAACGCCAUACGGGCAUCACCCACCAGGACACCAUCACACCCAACACGAGCACGACGAGUAGUCUCGUUUCUCCCAAAUCCCAGUCCGAUCAAGAUGUCGUAAAGCAUCCCCGUCGUCGACCCUCAACGCAGACUCGACAGUACCAUGCUCCUCCAGACCCACCACAAGAGAUUGCCCUGCCACCGUCACCGGGGGUUCAGUGGACAAUGCAACAGAGUUCGUACCUAGGACAUGACCAGAGUAUGCUCAAUUCGACAGCACCCAAUGGAGGAAUCACACAUGAUGCGGAGAUUCUCGAAGCAGCCCAGUUGCUGCUUCCAGUAGGGAGUCUCCCAGUGAUCUACCCAGACCCCGAACCUUCACCGACAUCAUUGCCAUACCUCCCAGAAGAAUUAAAUCACUUUCAAGAAUUCACCCACUUUCUAGACUCCCUUGGAUUGCCCUCGGAAUGGGUCCCUGCGGGAGAAGUACCCCAAGUCCAUAGUGCAAUUCCUGAAGUCCCUGAACCCGGACAUAACCUUUCCUUCAGAGAUCAAGAUCACAAAUCCUAUCGGCGAAAUCCGAUGGAUAGGUCACGAGCGGACUCCCCCUUCCGAUCAUGGCCCCCAUCUGUACCUCCAGGGGAUCAGAGCAUGGGGAUGGUCUCGGACUACGAACCCCCCCAAAAUGCACAGAAGGCUUUACCCCUUAAGGUCAAUGAGGAAGAAACCCUGCGCCUUGCUGCGUCUUUAGAAGAAUUCCGCCACAUUAUCCCCGAUUUUGUUUUGCCCUCCCGACACACUCUAACGAGGUAUUUGACCUCUUUCUUUGAUGGCUUCUACCACCAUCUCCCCUUUGUUCACAUCCCCACCUUCCAAAUAAAUGAGCGAGCGCCGGAACUUGUCCUAGCUUUCUUAACAGUAGGUGCUCAGUAUCGCUUUGAGCAUCGUAAUGCCAAACGGCUCUUUCAUGCCGCAAAAGCAAUCGUAUUGUACCGGCUGUCGAAGGGUUCGUAUUCGACCCCGGCAGCCGCAUAUAACACUACCACCCAAAUUUCUCUAGAUGCUGUCCGUGAAAUGUCACAGUUACCACCGGACCAGAGUCCACCAAUGCUAUCUCCAGAGCUGGCCGCAGGCGUGAAUGCUUGGAAGCGGAUUGAGACUAUUCGUGCCCUGUUAGCACUAAUGGGCUACGCGACAUGGGAAGGCGCGGAACUCGUCCAGGAGGCUCUCGGCCUUCAGGGCUUAAUGGUGCGAUCUUUGCGCGAGUUUGGUUUGACAGAAAGCUUCUCUGUGACAUCCACCCAUCCACCGCAGCAGUGGCACGAAUGGGCCGAGGAAGAGUCUAUCCGGCGCACGCUGCUUCUCUCGUUCUGCUAUGUGCACAUCCACAGUAUUGCCUACAAUAUCUACCCCGUUCUACGCAGCAGCGAAGUCCACCUCCGUCUCCCCUGCUCUACAAAGGAAUGGAAAGCAGGUUCCGCCGAAGAAUGGGAAACCGCGCAAAAAGAAGUCGGCUCCCCGCAACUCUUCUUUCAAGAUGCACUCGCACACCUCCUACAACCACCCCGAUCCUCAUCUGUGCUGCUGGACCCCAUCCCUACGCCAGUGGGCAACUACAUCCUCCUCCACGGCCUUCUCCAACGCAUCCAUCUCGUCAGCGAGCUUUCUAUCUCAAAAGGAAACCAACCACUCGCCCUCCCAAUUGAAGAACUCAACAAACUGGAACGAGCCCUCCACUCUUGGACCUCAGUCUGGCAACAAGCCCCCGAAUCCAGUCUGGACCAGGGCAACGAAAAUGGCCCGCUCCCAUUUACAUCUUCCGCCCUGUUGGGCCUCGCAUAUGUGCGUCUCUCUCUGAAUCUCGGUCCCUACCGACACCUUGAAACCCGAGACCCCAUGACUAUCGCCUCCGCACUGCACCGUGCCCCAAAACUAGAGCCAACGAGCUACCUCACCCCAGCACUUCUCUACUCCGCGCACGCACUUAGUAUCCCAGUUCGUCUGGGGAUCGACCAUAUUGCGCGUAGCCAGGCCUUUUUCUGGAGUGUGCAGCACUCCGUAGCAAGUCUGGAUUGCGCGGUUCUUCUCAGUAAAUGGUUGAUGUCGCUAAAGGACGAUCAAAACUUAACCGAAAACGAGUCCAGAAUCCUCUACUGGACCCGCUGCAUAGUCCAAGAAGCAUACACGUCCAUGGACCUCGACGCAUCCGACUCCUUCCCUGGAAUCGAACCUGGCUCGGGCAUUGCUACAGGUACCGCGAUUAACCUCGAAACCCGGAGCUUAGGCUUUGCCGUGAUAAAGCUAUGGGCAAGACUGUUUCGGAAAAACACUCAGUGGCCAUUUAUCAAUGUGCUCGGGGAGAGUUUGGAGAGGUAUUUGGAGUCGGUGAUGGAUUAGUCUCUUCUUCCAACACACACACACACACACACACACACACACACACACGUGUAUAUAUAUAUAUACACACAUAUAUAUACCCUUCCUAGGCAUUUAUUCCAAUUUCUCCUCCCCAGUUUCUCUACAUUAUGAUCUAAUACCACCAGAUAUGUUUUAUGUUUCUUAGCACGCUGUGUUGUGUUAUGUUGUGCUGAGACUGGGGCUUACUCAGUGAAAAAUUUCGUAGUUAGUUAACUAACUAGUUAAAAAGCAAGUUAAUGAAUGGGCUGGAUAUAUGACCAAAAAAUGAACGGCAGCUGUUGAUGAUAAU